Molecule: messenger RNA, 754 nt
Organism: Gossypium arboreum
Lineage: Eukaryota; Viridiplantae; Streptophyta; Magnoliopsida; Malvales; Malvaceae
Product: protein RADIALIS-like 5
Exons: 2
Coding region: 238-501 (87 amino acids)
Molecular function (GO): DNA-binding transcription factor activity
Source: RefSeq, a predicted model, not a curated record
GCUGGCCUUGCAAUUUCUUACCCACACCCUCCCUUGACUUCAGUCUUCUUCUCUCUUGACUAAGCCAACACAAUCUGUUCUUUCCCUUCCUUUGGUUAAUUAACUCUCCCUGCAAGGUCUCAUCUUAAAAUACAUACAAUCCUCUUUCACCAAACUUUUGUUUCGGCUAAAACAACUCAUCCAAUACCUUUAUCAUAUCCGUCCUUAUUUUCAUUCAUCCCCAAAGUCAUAUAGUUAAUGGCAUCGAACUUUUUCACUUCUUCACGUGCAUCCAACUCCUACUGGACGCCUCACCAAAACAAGCUAUUUGAGAAGGCACUAGCAGUAUAUGACAAGGACACCCCUGACCGGUGGCAAAAAGUGGCGGCUGCUGUGGGCGAGAAAUCGGCCGAGGAAGUAAGAAAGCACUAUGAGGUCCUAGUGGAAGAUCUCAUGUAUAUUGAAUCUGGUAAAAUACCUAUACCCAAUUACAAAAGCACUGCUGGGAGUUACAGAAGAUGAAUUGCUGGUGAGCUAAGAUUUAUGAAGAAUAUAAAGCUCCAAUGAAACAAAAGUUUAAGCUACACUGUUUAGAGAACCUGUACAAACUAAAAAGAAACAUAAUUGUAAAGAAAUGGAGAAUCGAGAUCUCGAUUCUCCAUAAAAAAUUUGGCUCUCUGUCUCUUAAGAGUGUAUGUUCCAUUUAGUUGAAUAAUAAACAAGUGUAUCAAACUUGUAAGUUCCAAUUUUAAAUAAAAAUUAGUGUGAUACUAAA